AUGUCUGAUAAUGCAAUACGUGAAGCAAUUCGCGACCUUCCGCGGGAUCUCACGCAAACGUAUGAACGGAACCUACUCAAGUCCAGCUCAAGCGACUGCAAGGGCUACCACAUUAGAGUUUUCAAAUUACUCGUUGGCGCUAGAGAACCUUUGAAGACAGAGCAGCUACGAGAGGCUGCCAGUGUCAAGACCGGACACACCAUUUGGAGUCAACAGCAGCAGAUCAGCAACAUCCAGGCAGCUCUGAGGUUCUGUGGCUGUCUCGUGAUGGUUGACGAAGAGGAUGACACAGUCAGGUUCAUCCAUCACAGUGCUCGAAGUUUCUGCCUCAACUCACCCAGAAAUGCAGCAGAAUGGACCUUUACUGAGAGGGAAGCCAAUCUUGCCAUUGCUGAGACAUUGGUGACCUAUCUCAGCUACAAUAUCUUUGACACCAGGCUGUCUAAGAACGUCAUCCCUAAAAUUGAUGCCAACGGCAUGCCUGCAAAGGUUAUGUUGAGCACAAUGACAAAACGCCAGAUUGGGAGUCGCGUCACAAGCAAGCUGUUCAGAUUCAAACCUCAACUUCAACAGAAUAUCGGCCCAACUCUCGCUGAACUUGGCCCCAGUUAUCAAGAGAGCCAUGUGCAAGAAUUCUUCUUGCUUUCAUAUGCCAAGAGUAACUGGAUUCGGCAUACUGCGCAAUUAGAGAGUCUUCCGUCGCUGCCCCAUUGGUAUCAUUUGCUGGAUCAUGCUACCUUUGGGAUCAAAAGCAAUGAUAUUGAUGAAGCUGUGCGAAAAUUUGCCGAUCAUAUCGGCAGUAGCAUAACCUUAUCCCCUUGGAACUCAUUAUUAUAUGCACACCCACGGAUGGCUUGGGCAAUUUUCAAUGGCCACAUUCUUCUUCUCAGACACGAGAUCAUCAAGUAUCGUGGAGUAAGGAAGCUACAGGCUUUUGUUACGCUUUGGCUUCUUUUAGUGAACCUUCCAGAACAUGCCCUUUCACAUCAACUAGACUAUCAUCUUGCUAGGUGGUUAUGUCUGAUGGCUAUUCGCCUAGGUACAAGUCAGCCAGUGAAGAUGCUCCUUUUACGUCGGCUUUCAGCUUCUGAUGAUUGCUUUAUUGAAUUCGCUCGCGAAGCUAUACUUUCUUCUGACGCUGAAGCCUUUACCUUUUUCCUGAAUCGUUUCACGACGGAGGAUGUUCAGCAUUUCAAAAACAAUGCAUAUCUAAUAGAGUGGGCAAUAUCAUCUGGAAACGCAACAAUGCUCUAUCUUCUCGUAGGCAAAGGCCUAGCUACAGAUCCCAUCGUCAACGGGCGUGGCAUUACUCAAGCGUUGAAACUCAACGUUCCAGAUGAACUCAAGUUUCGCUUAGUAAAUGGUCUUUUUCGUACUGCUUUCGACGUAGGUACCCUUGGAGAAGACGAGCUUUAUGGAGCGAUUGCACUGUUUCGUUAUCGUACCAGCCUCCAAAACGUGUCCCAUACAUUUCGAAAGGUGUUGGCCUCGAGUAGCCGCAUAUCUAGCCGAAAAGAGGAUAUCCUUUUGCGCAUGGCAUGCAUAUGGGAACAUGAGGAAGAGACUCUAUUUCAAUUCUUAGAUACUACUGAUGCGAGUACAUUGGGAAGAGGCUGUCUCGACAUUGCACUUCGUGGUCCUUUCAAAGACCGAAGGAAACUCAUCUGGACUCUUCUUAAUUUCGGUGCUCAGGCAACUACUGAAGUAGUGGACCGAGCCUUGGAGUUACGAUAUUGGAACCUUGCAUUACAUUUCCUCACAAAGAUCAAACCUAAUUUCUCGUAUCCUUAUUUGUACUCUGCUACCACUAGCGAUUCGGUAGCUACCAUCGACUCAUUCCUCAACAAUGCUGAGCUCAAAAAGGACCUGCAUAUUGACAUACCACAGCAAUGUCAGUUGCCUAUCGUGCAAACAUAUGGUUGGGCGAAAUGGCAGUUCUACUUCGGACCUCCAUUUGUUGGAGAUGGGUACUGGGGAGCGCUUGGUGCUCAAACCCGCGGCCUUACCGACAACAUACAUUCACAGCUCACCACGACGCAGGACCCCAGUAAUGCGCGGUUCUCUAGCCAAUUUAAAAACAACCGGAGCGACAUGACACUGGCUGUUGAGACAACUGUAUUCAUGACGGGUCUACAAAACCCACUACGACCCCAGACCCCGUGCUUGAGACUUAGUACCCCAAGCAGCUUCGAAGUUAUUUCCGCACUCACCAGAAGAUGGCAAUCAAUAUCGGACAGCCUUGCCUUGCUGGAUACCGACGAAAACUCCGUCAUGAUGACCCAUUAUGAGAAUUACUAUCCGAUUUGGGAUAGCAUAAGUCGAAACAAUGACUUCGGUCGCUGGUUGCUGCCAGACUCAUUCUGGGACACUCCAAAGAUUCGGCGACUCGUUGAACAGCGUAGGUAUCUGACGCGUAGAAAUGACGAAGACGCCCAUUGGGGAUUACAAAUUCUAAGCAAAUGCCUUGCUUUGUUUUCGAAUCUACCGCCUGGAUCGACCCUAGACGCCGUGGACGAGGUAGGACUAUCCUUUCCGUCGAAACCCUACGAAUGGCCACAGUUUUCAGGAAGACUCUUGUCCAACCCAACCUACAUGGCUCUCCGCAUUCAAUGGCUAAGGACUUUGGGAGUCAUGUUCAACAAAGGGCUGCUUACAAAGUGGAAUAUUACUGAGCAAUUGUUAGUAGAAAUGGGUAGUAUGGUUGAGGUCCUGCCUGGAAUGAUUGACAUGUACCCAGGGCUUGCACAUCGUCUUGACGACCAUUCCACUAUGCCUGAGACUCUCGAAGCAGCCUUUCUCGGUGCUGAGGGCAGGGAGGUUCUCGCAAGUCUGGUCCGUCAGAUUCGCAACUGGGCUAUAAAUGUUUGCUUGUGGAUUGAAACAGUGGACACAGGAAUAUUCAUGUGGUCUAUGGGUGAGAACGCUCCUCUAUCGUUCAUAAGGGCAUUCCAAUCAUUUCUCGAAGUGGGUGUCUUUGAUGAAGACAUGGAGAUGCUAGAACGAUCACUGGAUGUUGCUAGGGGGAAAGUACCAGAGCUAGAGUGA
Molecule: messenger RNA, 3045 nt
Organism: Fusarium musae
Lineage: Eukaryota; Fungi; Ascomycota; Sordariomycetes; Hypocreales; Nectriaceae
Exons: 1
Coding region: 1-3045 (1014 amino acids)
Source: RefSeq, a predicted model, not a curated record